Molecule: messenger RNA, 2727 nt
Organism: Thlaspi arvense
Lineage: Eukaryota; Viridiplantae; Streptophyta; Magnoliopsida; Brassicales; Brassicaceae
Source: the annotation of a GenBank genome assembly
AUAGAUUGUGAUUUCGUCUCUUCUUCUCCUCACCCCAAUUUUUGAUACAAACCAUGACGAUGCUCCGAUCUCACGAAACACCACCGGCCUCAAGCGACAAGCCAGCCCCUAAACGAAGAUCCGACAUCAUCCAGCCGUCAACUCCGGCUCGGAAGCAAGAGCCCAAUGCUCACCGCUCUCCUGUUGAAAUCACUUCCGAUUUACCACUCGGCGGAUCAAAUCCUGUUGAUGGAACCACUAACACACUCCAGAGGCGAAGUUCUCGUCUUGCAUAUCAAUGUCAGGGCGAUGAUAAAUCUCUGAAUGGGUUUACUGAGAAAGCGGUUAGUAUCUCAGUUUGUGGCAAGAGAAAUUCGACUGAAGAUGAAACCUUUUUGAGUUUGCGUUCAGGGAAGAGAGUCGCUAAGAGGGUUUUAGAUAAUGGAUUUGAAAUCGACUCCAUGGAAUUGGACUGUGGGAAUAAGGUGGCGCAUGUUAGCAUAUCAGAAGACGAUUCCAGUAUUGUGAGUGAUACUGUCGAUAAUGAGGAGAAGAGAAAGACAGUGAUGUUGGGUGAAGUUUUAGAGGUAGAAAUUAAGAACAAAGGAAAGGGGAUAGUGGAAGAUUCCUAUGAAGGCAAUGAUGUGCAGGUUGAGGAGCCAAUGGGUAGAAGAAAAUAUACUAGGGAGGAGAAGGGUAAGGGUAUAGAGGUGGAGAAUGUGAAUGUCUCUUCUCCAAUCACCCAUGAGAAUGAGAUCCCUGGAGAAGAAAUGGAAAUCGACAAUCCCCCUAAUGCCUCUGGAGAGGAGUUGCCUGUGGUUUUUGAACCAGAAAACCAUCAGCAUGGUGAUGAAGCUGGAGAUGGUUCAAGAACUCGGCAUUUUCGUGACUUUGCCAAGAGACAUGCUUCGAGGUUUGCUCAUUUUGAUGCUCAAGUGGAGGAAGAAGAGGACUUGUCGGAUAAAGAGGUUGAAGGAGAUUGGCCUGGUCCAUUCUCUACCGCCAUGAAAAUAAUCAAGGACCGAGAAGAGGACGCGAGUUUGGGUUUUGGCGACAAAGAAACAUCAUCUUCGCCAAUUGUUUGGGCUCCCAGAAGAAACUACAGUAUUGCUCCUCCUAGGGUGCCGCCAUCUCUGCAGGAGCUAUCCUUGAGGGUUCUUGUCAAGAACGCUGAUGCCAUCACUUCGCUUGACUAUGUUCCAGACUCACUGAGGAUUAAGCUUAGUCAAUUGCUUUCUGAUUCUAGGAGAUUGGAUGUACACUUUCUCCAUCUUCUUCUCCAUGGAUCUCCAACAGAAGUUCGUGUUCCCGAUUGUUCAUGGCUCACCGAGGAACAGUUCACUGAAUGUUUUGAGAACUGUGACACCAGCAACUUGACGAUUCUUCAACUCGACCAGUGUGGGCGUUGUAUAUCAGAUUAUGUAUUACCCUCCACCUUAGCAAAGUCACCCAAAAACUUGCCGAUGCUAUCAUCUUUAUCUUUAAGUGGUGCAUGCCGGCUUUCCGAUGUGGGGCUACGGGCACUUAUCUCCGCUGCUCCUGUGAUUGAGUCUAUUAAUCUCAGCCAAUGCUCUCUUCUAACAUCAUCUAGCAUUGACAUGUUGUCCGAUUCAUUGGGCUCAGUUUUGAGGGAACUGUACAUCAACGAGUGUCAAAACAUGGACCUGAAGCUUAUUCUGCCGGCACUGAAAAAGUUUGAGAAGCUGGAAGUAUUGUCCCUUGUGGAUCUUCCUUCAGUCAGGGGUCGGUUCUUGAGUGAGUUUGUUACUGCUAGAGGACAAGCCCUGAAGCAGCUAACUUUGACCAACGCUGUGAAACUAACCGACGCUUCUGUUAAAGCCAUCUCUUUAAACUGUCCUAACUUAAGCGUGCUUGACCUGGCUAACGUGUGCAAGCUGACGGAUUCUGCUUUGGGAUACCUUGCAAAUGGCUGUCGAGCUCUGGAGAAAUUGAUCUUCGAUGAAGCUGUAGCUGCAUUUGUAGAAACCGCAGGCGGUUCACUGAAGGAGCUAUCACUAAACAACGUCAAGAAGGUUGGCCACAACACAGCCUCAGCACUUGCUAAACAUUCAGAGAAGCUGCAGAUUUUGGAUGUAUCCUGGUGCAGAGCUAUGUCAGACGUUUCAUUAGGCUACAUCGUCGAUAACUGUUCAUCUCUGAAAUUGUUGAAAGUCUUUGGAUGCACUCAGAUCACGGAUGUAUUCGUUCGAGGUCACUCGAACCCUAAUGUCAAGAUAUUAGGUUUGAAGAUGGAUCCCUUCUUGGACCACCUUACAAAGAACCUUGCUGCUAGCUGAAAGGGACUCCUGACCUCACUCUCUCUCUGCUUUGUUUGUUUUUGGAGAAAGAAGAGCAGAGACGAUUUUACUAUUGUGUUUCGUUGUCUUUUAAUCUAUGUAUUAAACUAACUCGGUAAUAGUUUGGGUUUUGUAAUUUGUAAUGAAAUAUUUUAACUAGGUUUUUUUUGAAACUUUCAAGUUUUUGAUUACAAAGAGCUGAACAAUGUCAUCUAUUCCUAUAUUAGAUUCAAAGAGGAGGAUCUGAAGAUUUUGUGUCCUCCUCAAAUCCCUGAAUCAUUGUUAUCCUCCUCAAAAAUACUUGUUUUUCUAAAUUAUUCAGAUUCAUCUAUUGCAAGAUUACUCUGCUUUUCUCCAUCUGCUUCCCUGGUUCAAUCAUCAACCAUUGUCUUCAAUCAUUUACACCAAGCUCAUCAUCACAGGUUUGUCUUGCCUCUGGUGGUGACAGAAC